Ascochyta rabiei is the source of this 558-nucleotide messenger RNA. Its product is annotated as Unspecific peroxygenase. The coding region runs from base 1 to 558 and encodes 185 amino acids. The transcript has a single exon. Gene Ontology annotation, molecular function: peroxidase activity. NCBI's taxonomy places the organism in Eukaryota, Fungi, Ascomycota, Dothideomycetes, Pleosporales, Didymellaceae. The record is from RefSeq and is a predicted model, not a curated record.
AUGCGAUCCUGGGAGAACCUUUACAACUGCGCUGAGUCCUACACACUGGAAGACGUGGCUGCACAGUCCGACUAUGUAACUCGCUGGUCAACCCUUAACGACUCCUACUACUUCUCAGCUCCCUUCUCCGGCAUGGUUGCACCUGCUGCACACAAUUUCGUCAUCAACUUCAUGUCAAACUACAGCGCCGAGAACCCUGGCGGCUUCCUUUCUCGCGACGUACUCAAGAGCUUUUUCGCCGUGACUGGCGAAGGUCCCGGCUCAUUUGUGCACAACCGCGGUAAAGAGCGCAUCCCAGACAACUGGUACGAGAGGCCUCUUGCCAACGCCUACAACAUUUCAGAAGUCCUUGCCGAUGAUCAGGUCCCCGGCAUCGUUCGCAUCGGUCGAAACACCGUUACCACCAACUCCUUCGCUGGCGUCGAUCUCCAGGAUCUUACUAGUGGUGCUUUCAAUGCUGCCGAUUUUGCCAACGGUAACAAAGGCGCCUGCUUCUUGUUGCAAGCUUCCCUCGCCUGCCUUCCUGAUAUCUCCAACCCACUUUUAUCUUUCUGUUAG